AUGUCCGAUUCCCACGCUUCCGCGUCUUCCUUGGCGGCCCAUGCGCUUGGAGCGGGCCGCGCCGACUCGCAGAUUGACGACGAUAUUGCCGCCACGCAGCGAUCUAUACUCGAGGAGCUGCAUACAAUUAGCGAGGAAGCGCUCUCGGGCAACUCGGAUCACUUCCAUCACCUCCUCGACAACCUUGGCGAGCUUCAUUCACAAAGCUCAGUGAUCAAGAUGCAACAUGAACAAGCACAUUCGACCUCCAACCUUGCCGAAAUAUCCCAGAUCUUGAAGGGUCAAGUCAUGUCUCAAGACGGUGAAGGGCUGACGACGGUAGCAUCCCCUUCUGGAUCAAACGUAGCAACACUGCUCUCGACCAAACCGGUAGUCGAUGAAGUCAUCGCUUCACAGCAGGCAAUCACAGAAGUACCGAUAGCGACGUCGGUCAGAUCGAAGAUCGCAUCGGUGGCGGCGAACCAGACGACGUGGAAGCAGGGUGACGAUGAUGCAGAGACCAAUUCGAACGUCGAGGCUGCUGCGAUCGCUUCAGAGUUGCUGUCUCUACAGUCAAAUUUGCCAGUGGUGACACCGCACUCUGAGAGCCUUUCCGCUUCCCGACACCCUCUUGCCACUUCUUCAGAGCUGGUCGAGAUGGUCCCUAAUCAAGCGGACGGUUCCUUCGAGUUGGACCACGCCGAUCUCUUCGAUGGUAUCGAAGCAGAUGCAUUUGAUGACAUCGAACUCAGUCCACCCGUCCGCAGACACAUUCCACUGCCCUCUCUGGACCGAAGUGUCAGCGUUAUGCAAUCUCAGCCACCGGCGUCACCCACCAGAUUGCGCGACCACAAUCACCCCGACUCAUUGGAAGGGACAACGUCCGACCCGUAUGCAGAGGACGCCGCAGAGUACGCACCGACACCCCAAUUGCCGCCAGGCAGUCAAAUGACAUCAUUCUUGGAUCCCUGCUUCGCCGGUUUCAAGACAGGUCACAACAAGCAAGUCAAGCUCAGCGACAAAGCACUGCAAAGAGCGCGCAGACUCAUGCUUGAGCUCGACGAGUCCACUGAUCUGCUUCCGCCUCCUCAAGCAUCCCAAUCCUCAUCGCAGAGACUCGCAGCUGGAGCGGGAAUGCUUUCACAGGUGUCGCAGCACCACGUCAACGGCGGAGACACACAGGCUCGCGUUCCCAUGCAGGAAAUUGUGCCAAGCCAGAGCAAUGAUUCUGCAAAUGGAGGUGGAAGGCAACCUUCGUGUGCUGUCAACAAGGUCUCGGAGCCUCAAGCAGUGACACUGGUGCCCGCAGCGCCAGCGACGCAACUUGCCCCAGCACGCAAGAUCGAGCCUCAUCCGUUUGCCACCCCUAAUCCAUCUGGGAACGGUCUGCUGCCAAGCAGCCACACCUUGGCAAGUCCGAUGCGGACACCAGCUGCUGCAUCCGGCUCACGCUUUACAACGCCGCAGCCGAGUAAGCGUAUUUCGCUGGGCAUGAUGCCUAGAGGUGAGCUCGGAGGAAGCAGCACAGGCAAAAAGAGGUCGCUACCAAGGUUCGUAACACCUUUCAAGGGUGGCAAACGGCCCCGUGCAGAGGAUUCGCCCGACCCUGCCUCACCCCUGCGUAUACCAAACGUUGCGAUCACUUCUAAUAUCGCAGCUUCCCCACUCCAGACCCGAGUGUAUCCAUCCUCGAGCAAGGCGCAUACAAAAGUCUCACAGGGCCCUGCGGUAUUUCGAAUGAAGUCGGACGUUGCACGAAACAAGCUGGCAGCCAUUGGAAGGCCAGAACACUACUCGAGCUUGCAGAUGGUUGCCAGAGGCGUGCCGGACGAAGUAUUGAUCAUCCUCAACGACGCUUCGCAAGCCGCCCGUUACGCAUUUGAACUUCCAGAUAGAGGCUUGCUGAUGCAGCAGCAGGCGCUCGAAGAGCUGCACGCGAAAGGCUGUUCAAAUGCAGACAUGGCCUGGGUCCAGAAUCACUGGACGCUCAUCCUGUGGAAGCUGGCAGCGAUGGUACGGCUCGAGCCGAGCAGCGCGUCGGAGCGGUGGAGCUGGAACGAGCUGAUCCGUCAGCUUCUGUACCGCUACGAACGGGAGGUGCACAUGGCGCAGCGCUCCUGUCUGAAACGGAUACAGGAGCGCGAUUCUUCGGCGGCAAGACCGAUGGUGCUCGUGGUCUCAAAAAUUCUUGAGGAAGACACCGAGGUCCAGGCCCCCUCUGGAGAGGUCUCGAUGCGGAAGAGCACCAUCUUGGAGCUCUCGGAUGGAUGGUAUCGCAUUCAAGCCCAGAUCGAUCCGGUCCUGACAAACGCAUGUAACCGCGGUCGCCUUCGCAUAGGCCACAAGCUCGCCAUCACAGGUGCCACCCUCGAUGCACAAGGCGAGGGCAAAGAAGUGCUAAGCGCCUAUCACAUGUCGAGCCUGGUGCUCGCCGCAAAUUCGGUCUCGUUGGCACGGUGGGAUGCAAAGCUAGGCUUUGCACCCUCGCCGUUCUGCGCAAGCCUGCGAAGCUUGACGUCAGAAGGAGGGUUGAUCUCGCUCAUGGACGUGGUCAUCACCCGAGUCUACCCACUCGCCUAUGUCGACGUCGACAAGUCGAACCAAAAUGCCGAGCGUGGGGAGCAGGAAGAAGCCGAAGAACGCGAAGCUUGGCUCAAGAGACGUGAAAGUGCCAUGCAAGAGCUCGAGCUGAAGUGGGAGGCGGAGAACCGACGGCUGUACGAUCUCGUCGAAGCACUGAGCGAUCUUGCAGGCGAAUCGUUCUUGCCUUCCAUCCCGGACGAUCCGACCGGUCGGCUCGAGUCGUUGGCCAACCAGGUAUUCGACCAACUCAGGGCCGAACGGAACCCUGCCUCAGCAGUCAGAGAAAAAGUGGUGGUCGCGGGGCACAUCAGUCUCGUUCCGUGGUUGCACAGCUUUGCCAAGAACGCAGUACUGGCAGAAGACGGGAUGGGCGGGGGAUCUCGAUUAGGGGCGGAGCUAGACAGGAUCUGCCCGCCACGCAAGGUGCGCGACUUUCGUAUCGUCAAGUUCAGAGACGCUCGUCUUCCACCACCUCCGCCGCCUGCUUCCUUCUCUGCUGCAGCACAGCAAGCGAGUGUCAACGGUUCGGCGACCAAGAAAAAGAACCCGUAUGCAAGGACGGUGCAGCUCACGGUGAGGGACGCAGCUCGCUUGGGCGACGAAUUGCGCGAAGGCAGACGGUUUUUGGUGACCAACUUAGUGCCGAUGUCGAAGUCUGCUUGGAGGAAACCAGAUGACGAGGCCGAGGUUUACCUCACCACGAGAAGAGAUACCAAGUGGCGUCCCGUUGGCUAG
Messenger RNA from Pseudozyma hubeiensis SY62, 3297 nucleotides. RefSeq lists its product as hypothetical. The transcript has a single exon. The coding region runs from base 1 to 3297 and encodes 1098 amino acids. The record is from RefSeq and is a predicted model, not a curated record. Gene Ontology annotation, biological process: regulation of DNA-templated transcription; double-strand break repair via homologous recombination. Lineage: Eukaryota; Fungi; Basidiomycota; Ustilaginomycetes; Ustilaginales; Ustilaginaceae.